AUGAUGGACGUCUCACCACCUUCGUCGUCUACUUGCACGGAUCAUCAGCGACCUUCGGGAGUCUUCGCAGUUUCCGGACUUGCCGGCUCUGCCCCGCGGCUGCCCUCUGUCGCAUCUCGUUUGGUGCCCUCUGUUGCAUCCUCAGCGAACAAAUAUGUGCACGUCUUGUCCUCGCUUCCGGAGCGUGGACCACUCAUCUCCUCACGGACUCGGGCCAAGACUACCACUGCUUCCGGUGGUACCGUCACCGGCCCAGCUUACUUCGGACGUCAACCGCGGGUUACCAUCGUUCUUCGAACGCCGUCGCCUGUCCGUCGCUCUAACAGGUCUCGUACAAAAACCAAGACCAUCCGGGUCACCGCGCAUUCGCCGCGUCCAUCCGCGACGCUCGCGUCGGCAUCUUCGUCGACUGUUUCCGCGCCACCGGCACCUUCGUCAUCAUCACCGUCUUCAGCGUGCUCUGUUUCGCCGGUUUCGCCUUCUUCACAGGUGUCACCCACGUUUUCGUCUCCCGCGGCACCGUCGUCGCGCGUGGAGGUUGCGGCUGCUUCUGCAGCCGACAGAUCAUCUUCCGCCGCUCCUUCCGCCGGAUCGCCUGAUUCUCUUUUGGAAUCACUCGCCUUAGACACUGCUCAUCUGCGGGACUGCGUCCAGAGUUUUAGAGCUGUGGAUUGGGCUCGGGAACAACAACAGGAAAGCGAAUGUGAAAGCGAAUGUGUGGCGGCCAUGCGUUUUCUUUCCCGUGGCUCUCCCUCCCCACCUUCCCCUCAUUUGCUGACCCUCGAUGCCCCGCCUCGUUCUCCCCGAUUAGACGACCUGUUGGCGCUGGCGGCGAAGACCAGGUUGCACACGACCGACGACAACGUCACUCUUCUCGUGCACAAAUCAGCGCCGUCGCCGGUUGGACGCUCUGGGGGUAGGACCACUCGCUUGCCGAAUACUGGAGUCCCUCGUGUAUACGUGCCGAUGCUCAUGCGUCCGUGGGUUUUGCGUGCUUGCCAUACCCACGCGUUCUUCCAUUUGGGUGUUCACCGUACACAGCGGCUGCUCGAACGUUUUUACUGGUGGAUUGGUGUGGAUCGCUCCGUGCGCUGGUGGCUCCGAUCGUGUCUGGUGUGUCAAGCCCGCAAGACUUCACGCCAAACUGCUCGGUGGCCCAUCAUCGCUAUGCCGCUGCCGCAAGGGCCUGGAACUGUCGUCGGCGUCGACUUCUUUGGGCCUCUGCCAUUGACUGCCAAGGGCAACUCUUACAUCUUGCUGUUCACCGACCGCUUCAGCCGGAGAGCCGACAUGUUCGCUGUCACAGCCGCUGAAUUUACGGCCAAGGGAACGGCCAACAUCUUCGUCAACCAGUACAUGACCAAGUGGGAAUGCCCGACUACGCUGUUGCCGGACAACGGACUUCAAUUUGUUUCGAAGCU
Messenger RNA from Ectocarpus sp. CCAP 1310/34, 1421 nucleotides. Lineage: Eukaryota; Phaeophyceae; Ectocarpales; Ectocarpaceae. The record is from the annotation of a GenBank genome assembly.